CCAACUAGACCCAAAGCGUCUCAAGCUCAAGCAUGUACUUUUCUAGUUAAAGACCAGCAUCUUGGGGCUAACGUGGAAUCCACUCAAGGACCUAUUGGUUUAGGUAAAUAUCGAAGUCAUUUUGGAGGAUAAACUACGCGUUCUUGGGAUCUGUGUGCUCCCUGGUUAGAACCUCUAAGGGGUCCCAAUGGUUUGGACUUGAGUAGGCCGAAAAAAGACAGAAGUUAUGAGUAGAGAGAAUAUGAACUAUUACGAUCAAAACAACUGGCCUAUCCAUAUCCCAAAUCGAAACGAAGAUACAUUCAUUCGAUGUGGGUACUAUGGAGGCCAUGCUGACUUCUGACCGUUGGAGUUAUGUGGGGACGGUGCAGUUGCGGAAUAACCUAAGCCCUUCGAACUUGCUCUCUCUUUCAGGCAACUUUUCCUUCCUUGAGUGAGAGAGUGACCCUUGUUUAUAAUCAGGAUUUUAUGUUUUCGUGUGCUUGCCGCCUUGGACUUGUAGGCUGUAGGAUCGAGUAGGAAAUUAGAGAUGUUUUAAUAAGUAACAUGGUGGAUGCAGGAUGCGUGAUUGACCCGCUCUGUUAUUCUAAUUCCAACAUCUCUUUUUUCCUCAAAUUCAGCUUGUUUCCUGCACACUUUCAACUCUGGAUGAUAGGCCCAUGCCCAUUCUUUCUAGAAAUUAGCUUCCUCAAAUAUGAAUGGGCUAAUUGCUGAUUGGGUCAAUUAAGGGCAAAUCGAUAUAGGCUUCUCAUGGUGUAACCGUGGAAGCAUCUACCUCACAGACAUGGCUGCGAGGGCGGGGAAGUCGCAGGAGAUGGAUCCCGGAAUAUGGUGCCACUUGCCGGUGGAGCUUCUGGAACAUGUGCUAUCUUUUCUCCCUCUCAAAAGCUUCUUCAAUCUCCUUUGUACCUGCAAACGCUUCAAAUCUUUAAUUUACUCUCCUUCAUUCCUGGCCAAGUAUUCUCCUUCUCCUUCUUCUUCUUCUUCUUCUUCUUCACCCGCUCUCUCAUCUUUUCUCUUACUUUCUCAUCCACAGUUCUACCGCCACCGACUCCCUCUCUAUGACUCAGCCAUUGGAAACUGGCGCAAUUUAUCUCUCACCUGCUCUAUUCUCUUACCCUACGCCGCCACCACCGCGAUCACGCUGCUCUCCGCCGCCAAUGGACUCCUCUGCUUCUCUUUACCCAACUCAUCUUCUUUCCUGGUCUGCAAUCUCUUGGUAGGAUCCUCCAGAGUCCUCCAAUUCCCUGGAUACCCUUUUGCUUUUGAAAUGCUGACCUUGGUUCCUGCCCCGAAUGGGUACAAGAUCUUCAUGAUCGCUUCUGGGUCCUCUUCCAACAACGCUUGGGUGUAUGAUUCCGGGGUUCAUUCAUGGCGAGAAUUCCAGGGUUUCGAUCCGACUUUGAGCGACAAUUGUCAUCAAGGAGUUUACUGUAAUGGGGUUCUGUAUUUUUGUACGUCUGAGCCGUUUUCCAUAGCGUGUUUUGAUUUGGAGAGUGGGGUGUGGGACAGAUCGGUUGUGGAGUUGCCGGGGGAGCUGACGUUUGUGAAAUUAGUGAGCGAUGGAGAAGGGAAGCUGUAUUUGGUUGGUGGGAUUGGGAGGAAUGGGAUUUCCAAAAGUAUGAAAUUGUGGGAAUUGGAAGGAGAGAAUUGGGUGCUGGUGGAGAGUCUGCCGGAAUUCAUGUGCCAAAAAUUGGUUUCCGUGUGUUAUCACAAUUACGAGCAUGUGUAUUGCUUUUGGCACCAGGAGACGAUCUGCGUAUGCUGCUAUACUUGGCCCGAGAUUUUGUAUUACAAGGUCGCUAGGAGGACUUGGCAUUGGCUGCCUAAAUGCCCUUCAUUGCCUGACAAAUGGAGCUGUGGUUUCAGGUGGUUUUCUUUUGUUCCAGAAUUAUAUGCUCAAGUUUGAUUGCUUUUUUCCUUUUUAUUUUCUUUCUUCUUCAUCCCUCAACUUCUGUGUGGCCCCCCUCUCCACCCUUUUCUGGAACAAUGUCAUAUAACUUGUUGAAUGGAGUUUUGCCCAAACUCUUAGAUCCUAUUAGUAGGCUAUAGAGAUUUCUGUUUUCAUUGUUACUUAUGAUUCAAUGGUCAUUGAUAUUCUUGUUUUUUAAUUUUA
Vitis riparia (riverbank grape) is the source of this 2116-nucleotide messenger RNA. RefSeq names its product F-box/kelch-repeat protein At5g43190. Lineage: Eukaryota; Viridiplantae; Streptophyta; Magnoliopsida; Vitales; Vitaceae. The transcript is spliced from 2 exons. Bases 785 to 1909 code for a protein of 374 amino acids. Gene Ontology annotation, molecular function: protein binding. The record is from RefSeq and is a predicted model, not a curated record.